AUGACUAACUCAGGAAGGGUCGUCAGGAAUAACGACUCUAUCCAGCUCAAGACUCUGGCACUAGUUUUGACGCGAGGGCUAGAUCUAUUACUGAGGACUACUUCCCCUGCCUUUGCACUGGCGCAUAGUUGGUUAGAAAUUGAUCAUGUAAUGGCGACAGCUGAGAAGAGACCAUCAAUUCUAUCGGCAUCUGCUAGGCCUCUAGUCAGGCCUGGUUAUGGUGGUGAAAGUGAAGUUUUGGCAAUAAAACCAAUUAGAAAACAAGAGUUGUUUCAGUUCAACAAAACUAGACCAAUCUUAUGCGAUCGAUCCCAUAAUUCCCAUGACACAUGUGAGAUCUUUGUUCCAACUGUAUUGGAACCAACCACCUCCACAUUCUUUGUAAUGGACCCAAUUGUCAAUAUGGUGGAAAAGAUUCGACCUUAUCCAAGAAAGCUAGAAAAGUCUACAAUGUCCAGAAUUAGAGAGCUAACUAUAGUGUCAGGCCCAAAAGGCCCGAGAUGUGAAGUCCAACACAAAGCCUCAGCGCUUGUAUUCAGUGCAGGCGGGUAUACUGGAAACUUCUUCCACGAGUUUAACGAUGGUUUCAUCCCACUUUAUAUUACUAUCAACUCCUUAUUCAACGGUGAAGAUGACAUCGUCCUAGUGAUAUCUAAAUCACGGGAUUGGUGGAUCAAUAAGUACUCAGAUUUGUUACAAAGUUUUAGCAAACACCCAAUUAUAAACUUAGACAAUGAUACAGCCACUCAUUGUUUUUCUUCUGCCAAACUAGGUCUUAUAACUCAUGGCUUCAUGACUAUACACCCAAAACUGAACCCCAAAUCACUAACCCUAUCUCAUUUUCGAGCAUUCUUAGAAAAAUCAUACACCAAGAAACUGAAUCAUCGUAGAAUAAGUGUUGAAAGAUCAUUGAUUCGACCUCAGCUUGUACUAGUGAGUCGACCUAGUGGUGCUGGACGAGUUCUCUUAAAUACUGACGAGGUAAAGAAAGAGGCAGAAAAUGUCGGAUUCGAUGUCAUCUUAUUUGAGCCAUCAGCUACAACAACAUUAAGUUCAACUUUUGAGAUGAUCAAUAUGAGCCAUGUAUUAGUUGGGGUCCAUGGAGCAGCAUUAACUCACUCAUUGUUUCUUCGACCUGGUUCAGUAUUUAUUCAAGUGGUACCACUUGGUGUUGGUUGGUUGGCUGAAGUCUGCUUUGGGAAUCCAGCAAGAGAUUUGGGGUUUAAAUACAUGGAGUACAGAAUUAGUUCCCAAGAAAGUAGUUUAGUGGAGAAAUAUAGAAAAGAAGAGAUGAUAAUCAAGGAUCCUGUGGCUUAUAGAGGCCAGAAUUGGUCAAAUGACAUAAUGGAGGUGUAUUUGAAAGAGCAAAAUAUUAGACUAGACUUAUUAAGGUUUAGAAAAUACUUAAAGAAAGCUUAUAAGAAAAGUAGAAGGAUAAUGGAGAAAGAAGGUAUGCAAAAUUAAGUCAAGUCAAAAUAAACCUUAAAAAAAAAGUCAAAACAAUAUUAUAAGAUUUGUAAUUUUGCAUUUAUAAAAAGUGUGUAAUAAUAGUCAAUAAAAGUAAGUAUGUAAUGAUAUUUAUAAUAUCAACAGAAUUUGUAAAUUGAUGAAUG
Molecule: messenger RNA, 1613 nt
Organism: Cannabis sativa
Lineage: Eukaryota; Viridiplantae; Streptophyta; Magnoliopsida; Rosales; Cannabaceae
Product: xylan glycosyltransferase MUCI21-like
Exons: 2
Coding region: 1-1464 (487 amino acids)
Molecular function (GO): glycosyltransferase activity
Source: RefSeq, a predicted model, not a curated record